Molecule: messenger RNA, 3999 nt
Organism: Pogona vitticeps (central bearded dragon)
Lineage: Eukaryota; Metazoa; Chordata; Lepidosauria; Squamata; Agamidae
Source: RefSeq, a predicted model, not a curated record
UUUUCUAAUUCCUUCUUUUUCGGGGCGAUUUUUUAAAUAGAAACUAGUUGCACAGAUGAAGCAAGAUCCACAGAACGGUGAUCUUAAGAAACCAAUCCAUGAGAGGCAAUCGAGAAUAACAGCUCUUAAUGAAAAACAAGCUUUGGGAACCAUUACUGCCGUGCCGAUUAAAGUCCCUCAGGUCAGCUCCUUGCAGAGGUUGGCAGGACAAAGACCAGCAGUGCUACCUCAGGUUAGGCCAAAGACCCUGAUUCCAGAAAGCCUCCCGAUUUCUCCAUGCAGAGACCAACCUUCCAAACAACCUUCAACGUUCCAAAAGGCAACAGUUGUCAGCAUCAAAACCCCCACUCCUGCCCUUCCCACUGCCAAUAAUACUGUUAGCCAUGUGCAGACACCCAACAGCCAAUCACAAAGUGUCAGUGAGCCUACAGCUAUCUCAUCACCCCUGAGCAGUGCCGGUGUGGCCUAUGCCAUCAUCUCCACAUCUCCCAACACUGCAACUCCGAUCAGCACCAGUGCUGCUGUCUCAGUGGUUAAUGACAGCAUUAAAGUACAACCACUCCUCAUCAGUGCUGACAGUAAGGUCAUCAUCAUUCAACCUAAAGUUCAAACUCAAACAGAAAAUAAAGUGGAGAUAAAGAAACCUCCUGAAGAAUCGACUCAGGGACCUCCUGCUACCAAAAAGAAAAAAGAAGAAAAUCCAGAGAAAAUUGCCUUUAUGGUAGCAUUAGGCUUGGUUACAACAGAAUAUUUGGAAGAAAUCCAAAGCAAACGCCAGGAAAGGAAGAGACGAAGCACUGCCAAUCCAGCCUACAGUGGACUCUUGGAAACAGAGCGGAAACGCCUUGCAUCAAAUUAUCUGAAUAAUCCUUUGUUCCUGUCCACAAGAGCCAAUGAGGAUCCAUGUUGGAAGAAUGAGGUCAGUCAUGUGGAUUACUGUUCAGCAUGCAAGCAGGGUGCCAACUUGCAACCCUGUGGAACAUGCCCAAGAGCCUAUCACCUCAACUGCUUGGACCCUCCCUUAAAGACUACCCCUAAAGGAGUCUGGGUAUGCCCCAAGUGCCAAGACAAGGUGUUAAAGAAAGAAGAAAACAUGCCAUGGGCUGGAACUCUGGCUAUUGUUCAAUCCUAUGUUACUCAUAAAACAGUCAAAGAAGAGGAGAAGAGAAAGUUGUUAAAGAGAAGCAGUGAAUUAAGGGGAGAAUACAGGCAGCUUGAAGAAAAAGAACGCCUUCUCAAUAACACAAUGAAGAAGUGCUUAGAGCUAAAAAACAGCUUAUUGGCCCAACAGAAAGGGGUUCAGUCAUCGCUGGAACGCCUCAAAACUCUCAUUAGACUGAUACAGAAUGAGCAGAUGAUUCAGGUUACCAUGACAACCACCACCACCUCCUCCCUGCUAACUGUCCCCUGGAUCAAACCAUCUUCUGCCUCAGCUGCUGCUGUACACAAAGCCUUGCAGCCAACACAGGGUAACAACUGACAGAAGCUGCCUGGAAAAAAAUUGUUUUUCUUUAAAAAGAAAAAAGAAAACAAAAAUGAACACUUAAUACAUGCAGAACCACAUAUAGAAUACAGAUGGAAAUACUGCAACUGCAUCCAGAAGGACAAUGGGGAAAAGACUGUGUUGGUCCUUUCAUAAUUAUAUGAGGAUGUUUGGGAAAAAACCAUCCGGUCCAUUUUGUAGCUCAGUGUCAUAGCUACUUUCCAGAUGUUUGGCUGCAGUUUUCCAUUGCUGAGAUCUUCAGUGCUUAGGAUAUUCUUUUUUCCUUUUCCUUUUUUUAUUGUGUUGGCCUUAAUGUAUUUAAUGAAUGAGAAAAAUGAAGCAGCAUAUGUUGGCCAGUGGGAUUGUGGUGGAACAGCGUAUCCUUGUUGGAGGGCAGAUGGUUUUAAAACGUUCUCCUUUGGAAGGAAAAAAUAGUUUUAAAUACAAAGAAUUAGUAAGCUAGUAUGCAGGGUAGCUGGUAGAAGGAGAGCUGAAAUGGAAAUUGGUGACAUUAAAAAAUCAAAAGUAAAUAGCUUGGAACUCAGCACGGGUUUCCGAUUUUUUAAAAAAUGAACACUGUUGGCAUUGAUUCAGGUUGAACUGAAUACGGGGCUGUUGGAGAAGAAUGACAUUUGUGAGACACUCACAGAGCCUUCAAAAUCAAUUUUUUUCAGUAUUAUAGUUGAGAAUUGCAGAUAUUUAAAUAAAAAUGUAUGAAAUUAGCAUUUCUAGUGAAAUAUUGAAGUAUUUUCAUGCUGAUGCUUCUGUAUAUGCAUUCUAAAGUAUUUAAAGAGGUAUGCCUGUAAAACCCCUUAAUUUUUGCAGGUCUUUUCAAGUUAUUUUGCUAUUGAUGUAUUUUUCUCAUGGAGUUUUUUUGUGCAAGGAUUAACAUAAACCAUAACAGUGACAGUUAUCUUCAGCAGGUUGGAUCUUUAUUGUUUUUGAGGGGGUAGAUUUUUUUUAAAGAAAGAAAGCAAAUAAUAUUUGUUGCUGUUUUUUUUCCUGUCAAGACAGUACAAAUGAAAUGCCAAAAAUUUACAUUUUUGUACUGCAUUUUUAUUGUAAAGUAAGGAAUAUGAAAAUUUGUUUCUUUCUUUCUUUUCCUUUCUUUUCCUUGCAGAAUUAUCUGCUAUGUAGUACAGGAAAUAAACUGCCUCAACUUUUUUUAAAAAUUAUUGGAUAAAUCAGGAGUUUUGAGGGAAAGAUGGGCUGGCAAAUUCUGAGUUAGUUAGUUCAAAAAUGCAGCACUUAAUUUUGUUCAGUUUAACCAAACAUGAAACAUUUAGCAUUAUUAGCCUUAGAAAAUGCUAGGAAACCUGUUUUAUUUCAUUUUUUUUCUGUAGCUAGUCUUCCUGAUGCAACAACAGUCACUCUGACCCGGUCAUAGGCAAGAAGCCUAUGCUAAAACCCUGAGGCCUACCUCAGAAGUUAGUGAUGGGCAAAAGAGUUUCUAUUCAGGAUUGCUUUGCCAUUCUCUGAUUCUGUUUUCUUCCCUGGUACAAGAAGAACACCAUCAAGAAGAAGCACCAUUUAAAAUUACAGGGGUUGGAGAAGAGGUUUAACACAAGAUUUAAAGAUUUGGUCUUAGAUCUAGUAAAAAUUGAGAGUGCAGGCCUAUAUGUGUCUACAGAAAAGUAAGUACUCUCCUUACUACCAGGUAAGUGUGUGUAGGGUCACAAAUUAUUUUAACAGUAUUUGUUCAGCCUAAUUCUUUAGUAGUUUACAAGUAUAUCAGCUUUAGCCACACUAACAUGUUUUGUUGCUUUAAGCAAAGGGAUUUGUGCCUUUGGCAUGCAUAACUAAAACACAGACCCAUUUAAUUCUUUAAUUCAGCCUGUUAAACCAUUAAAUUAGCCAGAAACAGAAGUGCUCCUGAGAAGUAAUCAUGCAUGAUGAAAAGGCAAGGAAGGGCAAGGAGUAUAAGAUAACCCUUAUUUCUCUCCCUAAAUGACACUCCUGUAUUUACAUGGGUCAAAACCAAGAACCUAUUUCUAUAUGCCACAUUAGUCUAUCACAUGGUGCCGAAACAUCAAAGGCUUUGACCUUUUGAUUGACUGCGAGUUGCCCAUCACUAGGCAGCACAUAAUCCUUUGAACCAUUUUCACAACUCCGGGAGAAACUGUGCAGUACUAUACAAAUCUAUUUUAAUACACUUAACACUCUGUUGAACAAGAUUUUUAUAUUCUUUUAUCAAUGAACAAAAGUGAACUAAGUAAAAUACAGUUGUGAUACAUUGGUUAUUGUACGCCAAUUUAUGCAUUCAAAUGUGGCUUGCAAUGUAAAUGUUUUCAGGUUUAAUGGUUCUUUUUCUCCUCAAAUGGGUUUAAAAAGGAAAGGGAAAAGCACAGAAAGCUAGUUUAAUAUUAAAGCUUUCUGAAGAGGUGUUUUUCUGGGACUGGUAAAAAGUAGUUAUUUUCGGAAAAGAGACUGUCCCGUGGAUAGUGUGCAUAGAAAUCAAAGUGUUUGUCUUAAAUAUACCAAUGUAGUUUACUUCUUUAUGAUGAAUUAAACUUGAU